Fulvia fulva is the source of this 2160-nucleotide messenger RNA. RefSeq lists its product as uncharacterized. Gene Ontology annotation, molecular function: FMN binding; flavin adenine dinucleotide binding; [methionine synthase] reductase (NADPH) activity. The transcript has a single exon. The record is from RefSeq and is a predicted model, not a curated record. Gene Ontology annotation, cellular component: cytosol. Bases 1 to 2160 code for a protein of 719 amino acids. Gene Ontology annotation, biological process: homocysteine metabolic process. Lineage: Eukaryota; Fungi; Ascomycota; Dothideomycetes; Mycosphaerellales; Mycosphaerellaceae.
AUGUCGACACUACAAAAGACCGGCGCGAGACGUCACUCGUUCUCGUCGUUCGGCGUACGCCACGAAAAGCACACCAACAUACCAUACAGCGCCACGAGCCACCCUGACAACCCGAUACCCAUAGAGCCGCUACGGAGCAACGAUAUGAGCCUACCCAUCGAUGCGCAAAUCAAGUUGAGCAACCUCAGUGCCAUGGCAAAGGCAGGUCCCCGGUCGAGCGGCGAUAGCAUCGCUGGAUAUAGCGACGAUACCAACACCAGCGACUCCGAUGCGCCCUCCACCCCACCGACAGAGGCUACAGACGUUGGCGACGUGCCCGUCGACAGGAUGAAGCAACUCACGCUUGAACAACCUGCGAAGCCAACACGAAAGAGGCGAGCCAGCACAACAUAUGCAUCCAACGCCGAUGACAUUAGAAGACUCAUUGGAUCGGGCGGAGGCACCAAGUUCUUCCAGAAGUACUGCUGUGGUGAGGGAUGUUGCAUGAUCGAGUCGCUACCGCUACAUACCGACGAGGCAACCUUCGCACCCAUCAUCACACCCAGCACCGACGCCUACCGAUUUCUGAACCUCGAUCUUCGAUCACUAUCGCUGGACACAGAACUUACCAAAAUCGUCGGGCUACCCGAACAAAAGAUAUCCUUUGGCAUGGUCAGAAGACAGUCCAUCCGUGAGAAGUUCCCACGGGAGGCGAUGCACAAGCACGAUGCUGCCGAGGUGCAAGCAUACCCGCCGGAGUACAUGAAGCCACACCCUCCAUACAACAUUUUCAAUGCGCCACUGUAUGCUGCUCGUGAACUUACAAAGCCGGGCGCAGAAAAGCGGACCUACCACUUCGACAUCGACGUCACCGACUAUCCCGAGGAAGGCGGCGUGGACUUCAAGGUCGGUGGCGCCGUUGGCGUGUGCCCGCCAAAUGAUCCUGCCGUGGUCGACGACAUUAUGGAACAGCUCGGUAUUCCUCGAUUCUCGCGCGACAGAGCUAUCCGAUUGCACACCACUGGAGGACGCUGGCCGACCAUUUGGGGCGAUGAGGGAGCCAGAGAACUCGUCACAACGCGAAGAGAGAUCCUCACAUGGACGGUCGAUAUCUCAUCGACAGCUCCCACCAAGCCUCUCUUGAGACUCUUGGCGGAAUAUGCUGGCGAUCCUAACGAGAAGAAAAUCCUCGAGUACAUGUGCAGUGCACAAGGUCAGGCGACGUUCUGCGACCUACGGACUGGUCCACACAUUACCCUCCAGCAACUACUUCAUGCAUUCCCCUCGUCUAAGCCGCCGCUUGAGACGUUGUGCUGUGCCUUGACACAGUUGAUGCCACGCUUCUACUCACUUUCAAACGACCCGCAUGUGUCUUCUGCUAGGGAAGGACUUGCCGGCCGACGAUUGAUCGAGGUUGCGGUCACAGUUCACGAGACUGAUAACUUCAAGGACAAUGUGCGAUCUGGUGUCGGAUCUGGUUUCCUCGAGCGCCUCGCCAAGAGAUUCAUCGAAGCCGACGAGAAAGGCCAGAAAGAAGCCGAAGCCAACGGUUUCUGUCUACGACCUGGUGUCGCCGGCAGAAGACUCAACCUUCAUGUCCCUAUGUUCCGAGGCUUGAUGGCAAACCCGCUAUCGAAGGAGUUCAUCAGCGACGGCCCAAUGGUUCUGAUCGGCGCCGGUGUGGGCAUGGCGCCCUUCCGAGGCUUCAUCUUAAACCGCCUGAAGAAUGCCAAUUGCGCCAACAAGAUCUGGCUCAUUCAGGGUAUUCGCGACAGCAUGCUGGACGAGAUCUAUCGCGGCGAGUUAGGCGACCACGAACAAGACAUCAAAAAGGUGGUACAGUCCCGAGCACCCUUGCCUCCUGUUGCCGAAGACGAGGCUGGCGUGGUGGAAAACUCCGACGAAGAUGUACCAUCCCUCGUGAAAGACCCGAAGAAGCAGGACAAGGUCGCGAAGUACGUUCAGGACGAAGUUCGACACCAAGCAGACAUAGUAUGGUUUGUCAUCAACUCCAUCGAUGGACGCAUCUUCGUCUGUGGCUCUAGUAAAGGCAUGGGCGAAGGUGUCGAGGAGGCGCUUAUGGACGUCGCCAUGGACAAGGGUAACCUCGACCACGAGACUGCCAAGCAGUUCUGGGAGAGCAAGAAGUCAGCUGGGCAAUAUAUCGCCGAGACGUGGUAA